GGGGCUGCCACGUUUCCACGCAGGCGUACUAAACGCUGCCGGCUGUGGACGCCGUGUUUGCGGCAGUGCGCAGGCGUAGAUACCGGCGGCCGGCCGCUGGGUGUUGGCGGUGCGCAGGCGCGGGUGCCGGCGGCCGGUGCUGUCUCGGGUGGGGACCGUUGGGCUAACAUGAACUUCCUCCGCGGGGUAAUGGGCGGCCAGAGCGCCGGGCCGCAGCCCAGCGGGGCCGAGACUGUUCAGAAGCUAUGUGACCGAGUUGCCUCUUCAACACUACUGGAGGAUCGCAGAGAUGCAGUUCGUGCACUCAAAGCAUUAUCCAAGAAAUAUCGUCUUGAAGUGGGCAGUCAGGCCAUGGAACACCUUGUUAAUGUGCUGCAGACAGAUCGAGGAGAAUGUUCAGAAGACCAAUUCUGAAGAUCUGGCUGGACAGUUUGCGGAGAUUUAUAUCAAACAACAAGAAAAUCUUACCUUGCUGUUGUCCUUGUUAGAGGAAUUUGAUUUUCAUGUGCGCUGGCCUGCAGUGAAACUUCUAACUGCACUUCUAAAAAAUCAAGGUCCACAAGUUCAACAGAUUAUCCUUGUCAGCCCAAUGGGUGUGUCCAGGAUGAUGGAUUUGCUCGCAGAUUCGAGAGAAGUGAUUCGCAAUGAUGGUCUCCUCUUGCUCCAGCAAUUAACGAAAGCUAAUGCAGCCAUUCAGAAGAUUGUAGCUUUUGAAAAUGCCUUUGAACGCCUGCUGGAUAUUAUCACUGAAGAGGGGAUGAGUGAUGGAGGUAUUGUUGUUGAAGAUUGCCUUUUGCUGCUGCUUAACUUGAUGAAGAACAAUAGUUCAAAUCAAAAUUUUUUCAAAGAGGGUUCAUACAUUCAACGCAUGAAGCCUUGGUUUGAGGUUGCUGAAGACAAUUCGGGUUGGUCUGCACAGAAAGUGACAAAUCUCCACCUGAUGCUACAGCUGGUGAGAGUGCUGGUGUCCCCUGUGAAUCCACCUGGUGCUACAAGCAGUUGCCAGAAGUCAGCAUUCCAGUGUGGUUUGUUACAGCAGUUGUGCACCAUCUUGAUGGCAACUGGAGUUCCUGCUGACAUUCUCACUGAGACCAUUAACACAGUAUCUGAAGUUAUCAGAGGGUCCCAGGUAAACCAGGAUUAUUUUGCUUCUGUGAAUGCACCCUCCAAUCCGCCAAGGCCUGCAAUUGUAGUGCUUCUGAUGUCCAUGGUGAAUGAAAGGCAGCCAUUUGUCCUGCGUUGUGCUGUGCUAUACUGUUUCCAAUGUUUCUUGUACAAAAACCAAAAAGGACAAGCAGAGAUUGUUGCCACACUUCUGCCAGCAACUAUUGAUGCCAAUUCCAUUUCAGCUGGCCAGCUGCUAUGUGGGGGCCUCUUCUCUACAGAUUCCCUCUCUAACUGGUGUGCAGCUGUAGCAUUGGCACAUGCUCUGCAGGAUAACUCCAUCCAAAAGGAACAGCUGCUCAGGGUACAACUGGCAACCAGCCUUGGCAAUCCUCCUGUCUCUCUGCUCCAGCAGUGUACCAACAUCCUGUCUCAGGGAGAUAAGAUCAACAGACGGGGAAGCAAAGUGCAAACACGGGUUGGCCUACUGAUGUUGCUGUCUACAUGGAUGACCAACUGUCCAAUUGCUGUGACUCACUUCUUGCACAACCAAACCAAUGUCCCUUUUUUAACAGCACAGAUAUCAGAGAACCUUGGGGAAGAGGAACAACUUGUGCAAGGUCUUUGUGCACUUCUGCUGGGCAUCUGCAUCUACUACAAUGAGAAUUCUCUGGAGAACUACACUAAGGAAAAGCUAAAGCAACUCAUAGAGAAGAGAAUUGGGAAAGAAAUUUUCAUCGAGAAGCUGGCUUACAUCAGCAAACAUGAGCUUUACUCUCGAGCUGGUCAGAAACCCCAGCCCAGCUACAACAGCCCAGAGCAAAUGCUGUUUGACCACGACUUCACCAAAUUAGUUAAAGAAUUAGAAGUCCUUAUAACAAAGGCUGUCCAAAAAUCAAGUGAGGAUGAGAAGAAGGAAGAGGAGGUGAAGAAGUCUUUAGAGCAACAUGACAGUAUAGUAAACCAAUACAAGGAACUUAUCCGUGAACAGGAUCUGCAACUGAACGAAUUGAAGAAACAAGUAACUGCCCUCACCAAUCAGAAUGAACAGAGUCAAACAACGAUAACACAGCAAACAUCACAGAUUCAACAGCUGCGUGACCAGUAUAAUCUUCUCAAAAUACAAGGUAAACCGCUAGACAGCCAACAUCACAUUCAUAAUGAGGCAGCUCAGAUCAAUGGCAUUCAACCUAAAGCAGACAUGGAAGAAAUUGGAAGGUUGCGAGAAGAAGUUGAAGAAUUGAAGAAGCAGCAUAAUGUAUUAGAAGGACAGCUGGCUGAAAAGGAGUCCGUGAUUGAUAAACUGAGGACUGCUCAGUCAACAGGAAACCUAGCUGAAGUCGCCACGGAUGUUGCUGGUGAUCAACAAAUGGAUCAGCACAAGCUUGUGGGCACAGCAGAAGCAUCGUUGAGGGAUAAUGACAGUGAUUCUGCAGCAGUGAAGAUUGGACAGCUUGAAAACAGACUAUCAGUAUUGGAGGAUGAGAAUAAAACAUUAAAGGAUCAGUUAAAGAUCUUGACAGAGGAGAAAAAGUCCCUUGAUCAACAGCUUGCGUCAACAAACAGUACAAUUGCCAUCCUUGAAACUGACAAGAGAAAGCUCCAGCAAGAGUUGACAGAAUCAAAGAAGGAACAGGAUGAUCUGUUGGUGCUUCUCGCAGACCAAGACCAGAAAAUCUUUGGAUUUAAGAACCGGCUCAAAGAGCUUGGAGAACCAGUUGAGGAUGAAGAUGACCUGGAGUCUGCUGACCAAGAAGAUGAUGAUGAUGAUGAUGAUGAUGACGAUGAAGAUGAUCCAAACUAAUUGCAUAACGAUGAUAUACAGGCAGAAUGAGGAAAUGUAAAGAAGAUCAAAGCUUCUGUUACCACAGGAUGCAGAAUGUAGAAACAGAGUUCAGAAUGUUUUGUUUUUCUUUUGGAAAUGGGUUUUGAAAUAAGUUUAAUUGUAUCUUCUACCAGUUGCAGAAGUUUGCUUACUGGGUAGGAGAGAAACUUUUCAUUUUUAAACAAUUAAAAUUUUAAUAAAACAAUGUUGUUUUUCUCCAUUUAAGGGAAAAAAAAAGCAUUCCCUCAAGGUACACUAAGCAGAUACUCAUUGUUGGAGUGAAGAGUAAGCUAACCACCUUUAGUCUACAGUUAUGCCUGUAUAAUUUGACCUAGUGUUGCAAUAUGUUGUAUUAUCUAGAGAAUGCGUUAUUGUGGGAGCUUGCAGACCAACCUGGAGUUUAAAAGCAGCCCUUAAGAACAUGGCAAAAUGUCAAGUCAAGAAUCUGGGCAACUACUUGUCUUACACAACUCUUCUGUGAGAUCUGAUUGAACCUUAAUAGCUGCUGUUUACCAGCAAUUUCAUUGAUUUACCUAAGCUGCUGUAUCUGACAAGUAUAAGAGCAGUGUGUUGCAGGAGAUCAGUGUGGGCCAUCUAUUUUGCCGACCUUUGCAUCAAGUCAGGGCAUUGCCUCUUACAGUGAGGAUUUGUAGGUAAAUGAAAGUUCACUGGCCUUUCUGAAUUGAGGCCAUUUGCUGGGAAGCAGCUGAACAGUCAUUGCCCUGAUUCAUGUCAGCCUGUCACACACAGAGGAUCUAGUGUGCCUUUUACAUUGUUCAGAAACUAUGCUCUGUCCCUCAGAUUCAACAACGCAUUGAAAUGUAUGCUGUGAAGUUAAUAACUGAACAACAUUUGAACAGUUUGGAAUUACCGGUAUUGCAUUAAUGUUGAUUAUUUACUGACGAUGCCACAAACAGAUUUAUUUCUACGUCUACAGCUGUAUUGCAGAGAAAUGAGAUUCUGUAUGAUUUAUAUAAUUUAUUGGCUGUUAUGCCAAAUUGGAAUAGAAUGAGAUAGUACACUUUAUAGAGAGAGAAUGUAAUUGUGUUUUGGAAAUAAAGUUCAUAUGAGAGAUUUCA
This is a messenger RNA of Rhincodon typus (whale shark), 4008 nucleotides long. It is a transcript of the gene uso1, whose product is annotated as USO1 vesicle transport factor. Gene Ontology annotation, cellular component: cytoplasm; ER to Golgi transport vesicle membrane; endoplasmic reticulum. The record is from RefSeq and is a predicted model, not a curated record. Gene Ontology annotation, biological process: endoplasmic reticulum to Golgi vesicle-mediated transport; intracellular protein transport; vesicle fusion with Golgi apparatus. The coding region runs from base 290 to 2908 and encodes 872 amino acids. The transcript is spliced from 23 exons. NCBI's taxonomy places the organism in Eukaryota, Metazoa, Chordata, Chondrichthyes, Orectolobiformes, Rhincodontidae.